UCUGCCUCCACACGCACACACACACACGCACGCACGCGCACCGGGAGGAUGCUGCCUCGGUUCAGACAACAGACUGUGUGGAGCUGAAGAGGAACCGGACGGACUACCGGACACACCGACACCGACUCCAGGAUCUACCGGGCACCGAGCUACCGGAGCCGGGCUGAACCUCCUCCUCCAGUCGGUGAGACCGUCCGGUGAGCCCCGGAGCGGCGGAGGGAGGAUGAAGAAGAGCAACCAGAGCAGACGGGGCCUUCAGGACUCGGGUCAGCAGGCCGUCCAGCACUCGGAGAAGGUGGGCUGGAUCAGGAAGUUCUGUGGUCGGGGGAUCUUCAGAGAGCUCUGGAGGAACCGGUAUGUGGUCCUGAGAGGAGACCAGCUCUACAUCUCUGACAAGGAGGUGAAAGACGAGCGGAAGGCGCAGGAAGUGUUCGACCUGGCGGAUUACGAGCGUUCGGAGGAGCUGAGGAAAGCAAAGAGUCGCAGCAAGAAGAACCACAGUCGCUUCACGCUGCUGCGCUGCCGACGGCCAGGAAACACCGUUCCUAACCUCGUGUUUCUGGCGGUGAGUCCGGAGGAAAAGGAAUCAUGGGUCAAUGCCCUCAAUGUAGCAAUCAUCAAAGCCAAGAACCGCAUUUUAGACGAGGUGACCCUCGAGGAGGACAGUGCGCUGGUUCAUCCCACCAGAGACCGGGCAAAGAUCCCUCAUGGCCGCCGGCUGCCGACCAGAGGACACCUCAUGGCCGUGGCGUCCACUUCCUCCCACGGCAUGCUGACCCUCGACCUGGUUGCUGAGGAGGACGGUUUCUUACAGGACUACGAUGGCGACUCCCGGGAAUCCUGGGAGAACUUCCAACUUGACCUGCUGAGGGGGGGUUCGUGUGGACAGGUGGCAGCUGUUGGAUUUUCGGGGGUCGGAGUUCGCCAACGAGCCGGCACCGACGUGUCAAAGCUGCGGGUGGCCUCCAAGGAGCCCAAGGUGAAGACCAGCAGUCUGCCCAGAGGGAGUGAGCUGUCCUGGGGCAAUCAGACCCACCAGGAGGCCCCCAAGGUCCACAAGACCCAGCAUGUGCAGGUCCUUCAGGCUCAGUCACAAACGCCGCAGCCAGGGAAGAGGUUCAGCAUGCAGGGACGGAGUCGUUGUGCCUCCAUGGAUGAAGUCCUCUCCUCCAGACCGGCGAUGAUUCGCUCCGAGUUGCGCUCGGCUCUUCGGCGUUGUCCGACUGAGGAGGAGGCAGGGGGCGGGGCUUCAGUACAGCCGGUCGGUCAGCUGCAGAGCCUCAUCGCCCAGAGGAUGCAAAGAGCUCAGGAGCUGCUGGAGGAGAUGAGACUGCAGGAGCUGCAGAAGGCCAAAGCAGAGAGAGAACGAGGAGAAAGCUCACCCUAUAUGAAGGGCAUCGAUUCUCCUCGCCUCCAUCACCUCAGGGGCUCAGACUCUCCUCACUCCAGCAGGUCGUCUGGAUCUCCGAGGAGCAGGAGCAGCGACUCUCCUCGCCUCCGGGGCAAAGACUCUCCUCGUCUGAGAGGAAGAGAGUCUCCUCGAUCCAAAGCCAAGAGGAAUCGCUCCAAAGGGGCCGACUCGCCUCGCUCCAGAGGAUCCCAUUCACCUGCCGCUAAAGCAAACGAAUCUCCUCGACUGAAAGAUUCACCUCGUCUGACCGGGACCGACUCUCCUCGGACAAAGAGCUCUGACACAGUCCGUUCACCAAAGCUAAAGGGAUCCUCUAGCUCCUCUUGUCCCAACAAGGAGGACGACUCUCCUGUACCGAAGUCACUUGAAUCCCCUUCAAGCAUCGGAGGAUCCGUCUUCUCUCAGGUUAAAGGAUCUGAUUCGCGACGAGGCAGUGAAACCGACUCCCCUCGUCUGGGGAGCAGCAAGGAGUCGUCCUGUCUGAGUCAGAAGAACUCCCCAAGCCCUUCUGGAUCCUUCGAGUCCACGCAGUCCAAAACCCCCGACAAGCACCGCCUGUCUCCACCUCCGCCCUCCUCACCUCCCUCCCUGCUGUCGGAGGAGGACCAGGAUGUGGAGAGGAGGCGUGACGAAGCCGAGCGCCUCCUGGAGGAGGCCGUGUCAUCGUGGAAGGAGGCGCAGGAGGUCCUGCAGGAGGUGAAGGAGCUGCAGAGCCAGACACUGCGGCGGCAGCGCAGGAGGACCUACGAGAAGAUGACAUCGACAGCGGCGGCGGCUGGGUUGCCCGAGGCGACCACGGCAGCAGAUGAGGACGACACGCCCACCUCGCCAACAUCACCUGAGGAGGACGACGAGUCGGAAACACCUUGAUGAGGAAGUUUUUCUUACAAAUAUUCAUUGAAAUGAAUUUUCUCAAUGAAAGUAGCAGCGUUUUUCAGCAUGCUUACACGCAAAAAAGCAGACAAGGAUUUUGCAUAAUUUGGGGAUUUUUAAUUCUAUUCCUCAAAUGUUUUUCAUCUUUUAAUCCAGGGAUGGUGGGAUGCACGUGAACACUUAAGCAAAUGUGGAUUAUUUUGAAACCAGCGAUACAGUUCUUCCCAGGAGGUUUAAUGACUUUAAUCCUCCACAGUGCACUAGACUGUCAUCAGUCAGACGCCCUCUCUCUUCUGCUGCCCGUUUUAUUCACAAAGUCUCUUUGUGUGACAGAUGUGUCACAUUUAAUUUGAGUUGAUGCAGUUUUAAUGGAGAGGCACUCCCCUUCACCUUCUCUAAUGGUGCUGCAUGUUUCUCUUCUUUGUCUUUUAUUGCUGAAAGUGAAGUGAAACGCCUCUCUGUUGAUUUCAAAGACAAGUUCUUCCCUCGUGAGUUUUUUGGACGAGAUAUUCAGGGUUUUGAGAAGAUGAAAAAAAAAAGACAAUUUGUCAUUUAAAGAGACUUUUUUUAAGCAAAGAUGUCAACGUUUAUACAAUGGGGAACUUUUUCAAUAUGACAAAAUCAUGAAGGCACUGAAGAGCACUAUGUUUCCUACGGGCACGGUGGUGUAUCCACGCUGAUUAUUAAGAAUUUAAAUAUCCGUUACCUGAUUUAUUUGCUAAUAUAUAUAUUAUGUCUUAUUGUGUGACAUUUCUGUUAAUACAAUCUUAUAAAUUGUCAGUCUCUGAUUUAGUUGUAGCCCCGUUUAUCUCUCCCAAAACGUCCUUCUAGCUCACUGUUAAUAUUUUAAUAAGAUGUUUCAAACAUUAACGGUGAGUUUUGACAAGAAAAAUCAGGGCGUUUAAUGUUCUGCACCACGAAGAGAGAAUAAGCAAUAAUGUCAAUAAGAAACAAAGAAUAUGUCUUCUCUAACACUUUACUUGUUAAUCAGCUGUAACGGAACAAAAAGCAUGGCUUCAUUAACCUGCUCGGGGGCAAAAUAUGUACUGUUGUAAAAUCCUGUUCCUCCAACUCUCUGUGCAAUAUGUACCGUUUAUCGUUGCUAUAAUGCUACUUGGCUGUAGAUUUGCUGAGUGGUAUUAUUAAUGUACUAUUAAUUUAAGAAUACGUAACACGACACAGGGACAUUUACAACAGGAUCUCCACUUCAGGUAGCAGGAUCCACCUUGAAGCCAGUCUAACACCAGCUGAUAGUUGUGCUUUAUUGCUGCAUUUUACGCAUUCAGUUAGCACAAGUAGUACCCGACCGAUACUGGACGAUUCAGGACCCAUAUUUAUUUUAGUCCAAAAAAACCCCCAAACAUCCGAUGUUUUGGCCCAUAGGGAUUAUGUUCACACAGCAUAAUAUAAAGAUGCAUUUUUGAUAAGGAUCCCUUAGAAUUGUUUUUACAGAAUUAUGACCAAGAUAUCUUCUGAAAGAGACGAAACUUAUGACAUAAGCACAUGAAGAAAUUGACGUGUCACUAACAUACAUGAUGAAACUUACAUGACGCUUUACAUUCAUGACGAAAUGUAUGUGUCGCUAACAUAUAUGAUGAAAUUCAUAAUUUGCUAACAUACAUGAUGAAAUUUUAUUGUCGCUGACAUACACGACAAAAUGAACGCGUCACUAACAUAGAUGAUGAAAUUGAUUUAAAAGACUUAAAUGAGGAAAAUUAAAUGUUGCCAACAUCCGUGAUGAAAUUUACGCAUUAUGGAUUUAAAUGACAAAAUUUACAUGAUGCUAACAUACAUAAUGAAAUAUACGUGUCACUGACAAACAUGACGAAAUGUACGUGUCGCUAACAUACAUGAUGAAAUAUACAUGAUGCUAAUAUACAUGAUGACAUUUUAUUGUCGCUGACAUACAUGACAAAAUGAACGCAUCGCUGACAUACAUAACAAAAUUUACAUGAUGCUAACACAUGAUGAAAUUUACGUGUCCCAGAGUUAAAUGACAAAAUGUACGUGUUGCUAACAUACAUGAUAAAAUCUAUGUGUCGCUAACAUACAUAACAAUUUACAUGACGUUAACGACAUGACGAAAUCUACGUGUCAUUAACGAACAUGAUGACAUUUACGUGUCGUUGAAAUAUAUAUUACUUACUUAAAUACUGUAAGAAAUAUUAAUAGUAUACAAACAGGGCUGAUACCAUCGUUCUAUAAUUGUGUACUAUUAGUUUAUUGGCAUAAAAUGAAUCACUCAGUUUAACUGAUUUAUCAAACAAAACAAUUUAAACAUUUGUUGGUUUAAGGAAAAAUUUUAUUGACUCAAAUAACUAAUAUUAAUAUUAAUUAGAAAUGAUUGUUAGCUGCAGUCCUACACAACAAUAUAUGUUUUUCUUUAUUAAAAAAUGCACUUUUUUGGAAAUAUGGAUGACAUGAAGAGCUGCCAACGUUUCAAUCGUUUACAUAUUAAUCAAAUAUCAUUAAACUGAUAUUUUCUAUUUUAAAGUCACUUUUUGUGUUGGUUGUUGGAACUGUAACUUUAGUGUUCACAUUAAUUUAUCUCAGAGUUUCUGUUCGUCAGUCACGACGUUUUAACUUUUCUCCAGUUUGAGUGUUUUUGCACAUUUAUCAGAUGAACUCAGUAUGUAAAAGAAGGCACUGACACUGUGAGCGAUUACUUAUUAAGGAUUCAUUGUACUGUAAGUGAUGUUGGUGAAAAGAUGUUGAACAAAUGUUUUUAGUUUUAUUUAUUUAUUUAUUUUAAAGUUUAUACACAUUUAGAACAAACUUUCCACUUUGUUAAAAUAUGAAGUUAUUUUAAAUGUUUUCUUUUCUUUUUUUGCUCAUUUUAUUUAAAGAUUUAUAUAUUGAUGUUUUUUGAAUGAUGUUGUUUGAAUUACUGUAUACGGCAAUGCAUUGUGGGUAAAUGGAGCCAAAAAAAAACACUGUUUGUUUUCUGUUUGAGCGUCUAGAACUCGUCUUCACAUGCAAAAUAAAAUAAGCUAAAGAAAUGUA
Messenger RNA from Sebastes umbrosus (honeycomb rockfish), 5287 nucleotides. It is a transcript of the gene plekho1a, whose product is annotated as pleckstrin homology domain containing, family O member 1a. The transcript has 10 exons. The coding region runs from base 224 to 2281 and encodes 685 amino acids. NCBI's taxonomy places the organism in Eukaryota, Metazoa, Chordata, Actinopteri, Perciformes, Sebastidae. The record is from RefSeq and is a predicted model, not a curated record. Gene Ontology annotation, cellular component: muscle cell projection membrane; ruffle membrane. Gene Ontology annotation, biological process: regulation of myoblast fusion.